AGGGUUUUUUUACUGUAAAAUAAGCAAACGGGUGGGAACCCCGCAUUUCUGCGCGGCAGGCUGGGCGGGCCGCCCCUCCCCGUUCCCCCCAGGGGCGGCCGCGGUUGUUGUGACCAAAGUUUCCGCGGGGCGCCGAAAACACAGGGAACGAGGGGGGCUAGCAGGGUACCGAAGGGACAGGGCUGCCCCGGGACCACCGGCGACCCCGCGGGAGCGCGGCUGGGGGAGGGCAGCGCCGGUUCUCCGGCACUACUGUUAUUAUUCUUAUUUUUAACUCUUAUUAUUUCCCCUCCGCCCCUCCGCAGGCGCGGCGGGAGCUCCCCCCUCACUCCCGCCCGCCGCCUCACACGGCGGGAGGGGCGGGGCGGAGGCGGCGGGGGCGGAGGUAGCGCGGAGGGGGGGGCGUGGCUCCGCUCCCCUCUGCGCCCGCCACGCUGAGACCGGGCGCAACUCAUCGCCGCAGUGGCGGCGCUCGCCGGCUCCUUUAAGCGGCCGUGCCCCAUUGUUUGCGCCGCGGCCAAUGGGCGCCCGGCGGCCGCGGCGCGCGCGGCCAAUGGGGCGCGGCGCGGGGCAGCGCGCGCGCCGCCCCCCGGCUCUAUAAGAGGGCCGGCGGCGCCGCGUGAGUUCCCACUGGCUCGCGCAAAGCCAUCUUGGCAUUGUUCUGCCCGCCCGCCCGCGCCGCCGCAUCCCCGCGCGACACAGCCCCGCACGCCCCCGCCAUGUCCGACGCGGCCGUGGACACCAGCGCCGAGAUCUCCGCCAAGGAUCUAAAAGAGAAGAAGGAAGUUGUUGAAGAAACAGAAAAUGGCAGAGAUGCACCAGCCAACGGCAAUGCUGAGAACGAGGAAAACGGAGAGCAGGAGGCUGACAACGAAGUAGACGAAGAGGAGGAGGAAGGUGGCGAAGAAGAGGACGAGGAGGAAGAGGGUGAUGGUGAGGAAGAGGAUGGCGAUGACGACGACGAAGCUGAGGGAGCCACAGGCAAACGGGCAGCUGAGGAUGAUGAGGAUGACGACGUCGAUCCCAAGAAGCAGAAAACCGAUGAAGAUGACUAGGCAGCAAUUUUUUUUUUUUUUUUUUAAAAUAAGGAAGAAAACAAACCAACAAAAAAGGCCAGCGCGUCCUCUUCACCCUUGGGUCUCCCCUCGGGACUCCCGUUGCAGCCCCCUUUCCCUCACACAGCCCCUUCCUCCCCCCUCCGCCGUGGUCAUCCUCAGCAAGUAGAGCGAUCCCCGUCCCCGCCCCCGGCGCGGCGCUGCCACUCCACGAACAUGGAAAUGAUUCGCCCGUUAGCGGGGAGAGAAAAACCCCCCUUCCCCCACAAACCCUCUCCCCCCCGAGCACCAAAACUUCAAGGCCCUGCUUUCUUUCUUAAAAGUACUUUAAAGGAGAAUUUGUUUGUAUUUUUUAUUUACAUUUUAUAUUUUUGUACAUAUUGUUAGGAGGUCCGCCAUUUUUAAGUGAUCUCGGAUUGACCAAAAGGGGGGCUUUGAAGUGUAUAUCUCUCUUGUUACCUAUCUCUGACUUUACUUGUGGUGUGACCAGGCCCAAACCAUUAUCUCAAAGGAGAAUAAAACAAAACCUUGUAAAAAAAAAAAAUUACAAUCUUAUUCUGAGCAUUCCAGUAACUUUUUUUGUGUAUGUACUUUAGCUGUACCAUAGAUCGUGGUUUGUAUGAGGUGGCAAGGCCAAAGAUAAAAAGGUUUUCUUUUUUUUUUCUGUCUAUGAAGUUGCUGUUUAUUUUUAUUUUUUCUUUUUUUUUGGCCUGUUUGAUGUAUGUGUGAAACAAUGUUGUCCAACAAUAAACCGGAAUUUUAUUUUGC
Molecule: messenger RNA, 1823 nt
Organism: Passer montanus (Eurasian tree sparrow)
Lineage: Eukaryota; Metazoa; Chordata; Aves; Passeriformes; Passeridae
Gene: PTMA
Product: prothymosin alpha
Exons: 5
Coding region: 720-1055 (111 amino acids)
Biological process (GO): negative regulation of apoptotic process; positive regulation of transcription by RNA polymerase II
Cellular component (GO): nucleus
Molecular function (GO): histone binding
Source: RefSeq, a predicted model, not a curated record